UUUAUAUUUCUUUUAGAUAUUUAAACAUGAGAGUGGUGUUUCUUUGGGCAUGGAUGAUCACUAUUGGAAUAGGCAUGUUCCAGAUGGGAUACUGAAACGUGAUGUUUUCUUCCUUCCUGGACAUAUUGCAGCCUCAGCUGGGAAAGUAUGGCAGAGAUAUCAUCCAUGAUGAUAACGAUUUUAAUGCUAUUAUGACCACUGCUGUCCCAGCUGGGGCUGCUGUCGGAGCGUUCACAGGUGGAUUCCUAGCUGCAAUGGGAAGACGUAGAGCUAUAUUCUUGGUAAAUGCCAUCUUAUGCCUAGGCACGGGGAUAUCAAUGAUAUUCCAUUUCUUUUCUAUUUUAGCAGGAAGGCUAAUUGUGGGGUAUAGUGUAGGAGCUCUAACAGUUCUGACUCCAAUGUUUAUCUCAGAAACUUCUCCAGUGAAACUUUUAGGCCCUCUUGGAACUUUGAAUCAGGUUAUGGCUACUAUAGGAAUUAUGGUUGGAUAUUUCUUAGGUUUUCUUGCUCCCUUAUCUUUAAAAUCAGAUGAUAGUGAGAAUUUUGCUAUUUAUUCAACUAAUUCAUGGAGAUAUGUCUUCAUGGUGCCCGCCAUCGUUGCUAUUUUCCAAUGAAUUCUUCUCCUAUUCAUCUUCAAGUACGAUACUCCAAAGUAUUACAGGCAGGUUGGAAAUGAAGAAUUGGCACUAAAGUCUGAACAACUGAUUGAUCCAGAUCUUGAUGGAAAAGCUAGAAGUCUCCAACCCGUUCAGGAGAGUACUCAUAAAGUGAAAAUAUCCCAGCAUUGCAGUCCAAAAUAUAGAUGGGCUCUAAUGGUCGGGUGUCUUCUUGCUUUCUUCCAACAACUCACAGGGAUAAAUGUAGUUAUCCUUUACUCAAAUAAAGUUUUUACAUCUGGAUCUAACGAAGAAAAUCACAAUGACCUUAUCCGGGCUAGAACCGGAACUGUGAUAGUUGGAGUGGUGAAUUGGGCUGCAACAAUGGUAGCUAUCCCACUUUUGUUCAAGAUAGGUAGAAAGGCACUCAUGCUCGUUGGACAUACAGGGAUGUCUCUAGCAUUAAUCGCUCUUGGUGUCCUUGCUAUAUUUGAAAUCGAUAUUGCAAUAAUAGCUUUCACCAUGGUCUUUAUCGCUUUCUUUGAGGUUGGUGUUGGAUCAGUGGUGUUCCUAUACCUUGCUGAGAUCAUGACUGAGUUCGGUAUAUCAAUGGCUCUAGCAGUGGUUUGGAGCCUCACAAUCCUAGUCUCUCUUAUAACUCCUAGAAUGAUAGAGCAAUUACAUCAAGAUGGCUUAUACUUCAUGUUCGCAGGAAUCAACGUCAUCGGUUGGUUCUUCAUUCUAUUCUGCAUCAAAGAAACUAAGGGUAAAUCUAAAAUUGAGCUGAAAGGAUUAUACUCAAAACAAAAUAAUAACUUCGAAGAUGUAGAAGUGAAUAUUAGUGAUGAAGUCACUGCAUAGGAAUUGCUAGUUCUGAUCGUUUCAGACUUGGUUAGAUUUAAAUAGACUUGUAUUAAAAAUUUGGAUA
Moneuplotes crassus is the source of this 1524-nucleotide messenger RNA. The record is from the annotation of a GenBank genome assembly. Lineage: Eukaryota; Ciliophora; Spirotrichea; Euplotida; Euplotidae.